ACUGGAGUGUAGAACAGGAAAAGGGAGGGGGACAGCUAGUUCAGAUAGCGGUUAGGACCAAAACGUAAAUAAAUAGGAUCCUAGGACAGUUAACAACGUGGGUCCUUGGGAUAUCGCCAUCGGAAACAUUCCGGUCACCGUUGGCGGCCUGGUCUGAGUCCUGGUGGCAUUUUAAAGCUGUUCCUUCUCACAAAAGCGGCGUGCCGAGGGAGGACGCGUCUCUUUGAGUAGACAGGAUGCACGGACCGCCCUCCGGCGACAGCGCAUGCCCAUUGCGCCUCAUCAAGAGAGUGCAAUUCGGCAUCAUCAGCCCAGAUGAGCUUAAACGGAUGUCUGUUACGGAAGGGGGGAUUAAGUACCCUGAAACCACAGAAGGAGGGCGUCCCAAACUUGGUGGCCUUAUGGACCCAAGACAAGGGGUCAUAGAACGAUCUGGAAGGUGUCAGACAUGUGCAGGUAACAUGACAGAAUGUCCAGGUCACUUUGGCCACAUAGAACUGGCCAAGCCUGUGUUCCAUGUGGGCUUCAUGACAAAGAUCAUGAAGGUUCUACGGUGUGUCUGCUUCUUCUGCUCCAAACUCCUCGUCGAUUCGAAUAACCCCAAGAUCAAAGACAUCCUAUCCAAGUCGAAGGGGCAGCCUCGGAAGAGGCUGACCCAUGUGUACGACCUGUGUAAAGGAAAAAACAUCUGUGAAGGCGGGGAGGAAAUGGACAACAAGUUCGGAGUAGAGCAGCAGGAGACCGAGGAGGACAUCUCUAAGGAAAAGGGCCACGGUGGCUGCGGGCGCUACCAGCCCCGCAUCCGCCGCUCCGGCCUGGAGCUGUACGCCGAGUGGAAGCACGUCAACGAGGACUCCCAGGAGAAGAAGAUCCUGCUGAACCCCGAGCGCGUCCACGAGAUCUUCAAGCGCAUCUCCGACGAGGAGGACGUCAUCCUGGGCAUGGACCCCAAGUUCGCCCGGCCCGAGUGGAUGAUCGUCACCGUCCUCCCCGUGCCUCCUCUGGCCGUCCGCCCCGCCGUGGUCAUGCAGGGGUCGGCUCGCAACCAGGACGACUUGACGCACAAACUCGCGGACAUCGUCAAGAUAAACAACCAGCUGCGCCGGAACGAGCAGAGCGGCGCGGCGGCCCACGUCAUCGCCGAGGACGUCAAGCUGCUCCAGUUCCACGUUGCCACCAUGAUUGACAACGAGCUACCGGGCCUGCCUAGGGCAAUGCAAAAGUCUGGCCGGCCGCUCAAGUCCCUCAAGCAGCGGCUGAAGGGGAAGGAGGGCCGUGUCCGGGGGAACCUGAUGGGGAAGCGUGUGGACUUCUCCGCCCGGACGGUCAUCACCCCCGACCCGAACCUGCAGAUCGACCAAGUCGGUGUGCCGCGGUCAAUCGCCGCCAACAUGACCUUUCCGGAAAUCGUGACGCCCUUCAACAUCGACAGGUUACAAGAGCUUGUGCGAAGAGGCAACAGCCAGUAUCCAGGAGCCAAAUAUAUCAUCCGUGACAACGGGGAUCGAAUCGACCUCCGGUUCCACCCCAAACCAAGUGACCUUCACCUCCAGAUUGGCUACAAGGUGGAAAGACACAUGUGCGAUGGAGACAUCAUCAUCUUCAACAGACAGCCCACGCUACAUAAAAUGUCCAUGAUGGGGCACAGGGUUCGAAUCCUGCCCUGGUCCACUUUCCGACUCAACCUCAGUGUGACCACCCCAUACAACGCUGACUUUGACGGGGACGAGAUGAACCUCCACCUCCCCCAGUCCCUGGAGACCCGGGCGGAGAUCCAGGAGCUGGCCAUGGUGCCUCGUAUGAUUGUCACGCCCCAGUCCAACAGGCCCGUCAUGGGCAUCGUGCAGGACACCCUCACGGCCGUUCGCAAGUUCACCAAGAGAGACGUCUUCUUAGAGAGGGGUGAGGUCAUGAACCUGCUGAUGUUCCUGUCCACGUGGGACGGCAAGGUGCCCCAGCCCGCCAUCCUGAAGCCCCGGCCCUUUUGGACCGGCAAGCAGAUCUUCAGCCUCAUCAUCCCCGGCCACAUCAACGUCAUCCGCACUCACAGCACCCACCCGGACGAGGAGGACAGCGGGCCCUACAAGCACAUCUCCCCUGGCGACACCAAGGUGAUUGUGGAGAACGGAGAGCUGAUCAUGGGGAUCCUGUGUAAGAAGUCUCUGGGGACCUCCGCCGGCUCCCUGGUCCACAUCUCCUACCUGGAGAUGGGCCACGACGUCACCCGGCUCUUCUACUCCAACAUCCAGACGGUGGUCAACAACUGGCUGCUCAUUGAGGGUCACUCCAUUGGUAUUGGUGACUCCAUUGCUGAUGCCAAGACAUACCUUGACAUUCAGAACACCAUCAAGAAAGCCAAACAGGAUGUGAUAGAGGUGAUCGAGAAGGCCCACAACAACGAGCUGGAGCCCACCCCCGGUAACACACUGAGGCAGACCUUCGAGAACCAGGUCAACCGUAUCCUGAACGACGCUCGUGACAAAACGGGUUCCUCCGCCCAGAAGUCCCUGUCGGAGUACAACAACUUCAAGUCCAUGGUGGUGGCCGGCUCCAAAGGCUCCAAGAUUAACAUCUCCCAGGUUAUCGCCGUGGUGGGGCAGCAGAACGUUGAGGGGAAGCGAAUCCCCUUCGGCUUCAAGCACCGCACGCUGCCCCACUUCAUCAAGGAUGACUACGGCCCUGAGAGCAGGGGCUUCGUGGAGAACUCCUACCUGGCCGGCCUCACGCCCACAGAGUUCUUCUUCCACGCCAUGGGAGGCAGGGAGGGGCUUAUCGACACGGCCGUGAAGACGGCCGAGACUGGUUACAUCCAGCGUCGUCUGAUCAAGUCUAUGGAGUCUGUGAUGGUGAAGUACGACGCCACGGUGAGGAACUCCAUCAACCAGGUGGUGCAGCUGCGCUACGGGGAGGACGGCCUGGCUGGGGAGUCGGUGGAGUUCCAGAACAUGGCCACGCUGAAGCCCUCCAACAAGGCUUUUGAGAAGAAGUUUAAGUUUGACUGCUCGAACGAGCGUGCCCUGAGGCGCACCCUGCAGGAGGACGUGGUGAAGGACGUGAUGACCAACGCUCUGGUGCAGAGCACCCUGGAGAAGGAGUUUGAGAAGAUGAAGGAGGACAGGGAGAUCCUCCGAGCCAUCUUCCCCACUGGGGACAGCAAGGUGGUGCUGCCUUGCAACUUGGCCAGGAUGAUCUGGAACGCCCAGAAAAUCUUCAGGAUCAACCCUCGUACGGCAACCGACCUCAACCCCUUGCGAGUUGUCGAGGGCGUGCAGGACCUGAGCAAGAAGCUGGUGAUCGUGAACGGGGAAGACCCGCUGAGCCGGCAGGCCCAGCAGAACGCCACGCUGCUCUUCAACAUCCACCUGCGCUCCACGCUCAGCUCGCGCCGCAUGACCGAGGAGUUCCGCCUGACCACCGAGGCCUUCGACUGGCUGCUGGGGGAGAUCGAGUCCAAGUUCAACCAGUCCAUCGCUCACCCAGGUGAGAUGGUGGGGGCCCUGGCCGCUCAGUCCCUGGGGGAGCCCGCCACCCAGAUGACCCUGAACACCUUCCAUUACGCCGGCGUGUCGGCCAAGAACGUCACCCUGGGCGUGCCCCGUCUCAAGGAGCUGAUCAACAUCUCCAAGAGGCCCAAGACGCCCUCGCUCACCGUCUUCCUGCUGGGCCAGGCGGCCCGCGACGCAGAGCGGGCCAAGGACAUCCUCUGUCGGCUGGAGCACACCACCCUGAGAAAGGUGACUGCCAACACGGCCAUCUACUACGACCCCAACCCCCAGAGCACGGUGGUGACGGAGGACCAGGAGUGGGUCAACGUCUACUACGAGAUGCCCGACUUCGACGUGACCCGCAUCUCCCCCUGGCUGCUCCGCAUCGAGCUGGACCGCAAGCACAUGACGGACCGCAAGCUCACCAUGGAGCAGAUCGCCGAGAAGAUCAACGCCGGUUUCGGAGAUGACUUGAACUGCAUCUUCAACGACGACAACGCUGAGAAGCUGGUGCUGAGAAUCCGGAUCAUGAACAGCGACGAAAACAAGUUCCAGGAGGACGAGGAAGUGGUGGACAAGAUGGACGACGACGUGUUCCUAAGAUGCAUCGAGUCCAACAUGUUGACAGACAUGACGCUACAGGGCAUCGAGCAGAUCAGCAAGGUGUACAUGCACUUGCCCCAGACGGACAACAAGAAGAAGAUCAUCAUCACGGAGGACGGGGAGUUCAAGGCCCUGCAGGAGUGGAUUCUGGAGACGGACGGCGUGGGCCUCAUGAGGGUCCUCAGCGAGAAGGACGUGGACCCCGUCAGGACCACCUCCAACGACAUCGUGGAGAUCUUCACGGUGCUGGGCAUUGAGGCGGUGCGCAAGGCGCUGGAGAGGGAGCUGUACCACGUCAUCUCCUUCGACGGCUCCUACGUCAACUACCGCCACCUGGCUCUGCUGUGCGACACCAUGACCAGCAGGGGUCACCUGAUGGCCAUCACCCGCCACGGCAUCAACAGGCAGGACACGGGCCCGCUCAUGAAGUGCUCCUUCGAGGAGACGGUGGACGUGCUGAUGGAGGCGUCUUCCCACGGGGAGAGCGACCCCAUGAAGGGCGUGUCUGAGAACAUCAUGCUGGGCCAGCUGGCCCCGGCGGGGACGGGCUGCUUCGACCUGCUGCUGGAUGCUGAGAAGUGCAAGUACGGCAUGGAGAUCCCCACCAACAUCCCCGGGAUCAGCGUGGCUGGACCCACUGGAAUGUUCUUUGGCUCUGCGCCCAGCCCCAUGAGUGGCAUGUCCCCUGCCAUGACCCCCUGGAACACGGGUGCCACCCCGGCCUACGGCGCCUGGUCCCCCAGCGUGGGUAGCGGGAUGACCCCCGGGGCGGCAGGCUUCUCUCCCAGCGCUGCGUCCGAUGCCAGUGGAUUCUCUCCUGGCUACUCUCCAGCCUGGUCCCCCACUCCUGGGUCUCCUGGCUCCCCAGGCCCGGCCAGCCCCUACAUCCCCUCCCCAGGAGCAAUGUCUCCAAACUACUCCCCCACCUCCCCCGCCUACGAGCCCCGCUCCCCAGGGGGCUACACCCCUCAGAGCCCCGGCUACUCCCCCACCUCCCCCUCCUACUCCCCCACCUCCCCCUCCUACUCCCCCACCAGCCCAAACUACAGCCCCACCUCGCCCUCCUAUUCCCCCACUUCUCCAUCUUACUCCCCCACAUCCCCCUCCUACUCCCCCACCUCCCCCUCCUACUCCCCAACAUCCCCAUCUUACUCUCCCACCUCCCCUUCGUACUCCCCCACCUCCCCCUCGUACUCCCCCACCUCUCCCAGCUACAGCCCCACCUCCCCCAGCUAUAGCCCGACAUCGCCCAGCUACAGUCCCACCUCUCCCUCUUACUCCCCCACCUCCCCCUCCUACUCCCCCACCUCCCCAUCUUACUCUCCGACAUCCCCCUCCUACUCCCCCACCUCCCCCUCGUACUCCCCCACCUCCCCCAGCUACAGCCCAUCCUCCCCCAACUACACCCCGACAUCCCCCAGCUACUCCCCCACCUCCCCCUCCUACUCCCCCACCUCGCCCUCCUACUCCCCCACCUCCCCCAACUACACCCCCACCUCCCCCAACUACUCGCCCACCUCCCCAUCUUACUCCCCCACCUCUCCAUCCUACUCUCCCUCCAGCCCUCGCUUCACCCCCCAGUCUCCCACCUACACCCCCAGCUCGCCUUCCUACAGCCCCAGCUCCCCCUCCUACUCCCCCACCUCCCCCAAGUACACACCCACCUCCCCCUCCUACAGCCCCAGCUCUCCAGAGUACACCCCCACCUCGCCCAAGUACUCCCCCACCUCGCCCAAGUACUCCCCCACCUCACCCAAAUACUCUCCCACCUCCCCCACUUACUCCCCAACAACCCCCAAAUACAGCCCUACCUCACCCACCUACUCGCCCACCUCGCCCACCUACACCCCUACCAGUCCCAAGUACUCUCCCACCUCCCCCACCUACUCUCCAACCUCUCCUAAGUACUCCCCCACCUCCCCCACCUACUCACCUACCAGCCCCAAAGGCUCCACCUACAGCCCCACGUCCCCUGGCUACAGCCCCACCUCGCCCACCUACAGCCUCACCAGUCCGGCCAUCAGCCCCGAUGACAGCGACGAGGAGAACAACUGAGAGAGCCUGGAGGAGAGGAGGCAGCUGAGGGGAUCCCCGCUGCCCUAAACAUGCAUCCCACACCUGGGGUGAACUACCGAAGGAUAAGCCCCUCUUCUCUACUGGAGGUGGUGCUUGGAAAUUCGACUUUCGAUGCAAAACUAAGGGGUUCCAUUUGUGAAACACUCUCUCCCCCACCACCCCCCCCCCCCCUUUGGACUGCUGUACCCCUAGCCUCUUACUCAUCUUAGGGGGAAGGGGGCUCCAGAGAUCUUUACUACUAUUGUAUUUGAUAGACUUGAACUGUUUAGCCAGGUGAAAAAAGGCUGCCUUUUCUGAAAUAGACCUUUUUUUGUUUUCCAGUUUUAAAUUUUCACGCAGGGUGUUUGAAAAAUGUAAGAGUGGAGUAGAAAGGAGAUGGUGGGGGGGGUUGGAAUGGAACACUGACAAGAUGGCCUCCUACCGGUAUAUAUUUCACUGCAUUUAGCUCUCUCACUAACUCAACUUCAGUGUUGGAUGUAUAGAGUUGUAUUGGAGAGCUCAAGCAUUGCCAAAAGCCUUUUGAAAAGCUACCAGUGGAUUGUAUUUAUCUCCUUAAUUAAAGCAUUUAAGCUUCCAAAAAAAAACAGUCAGGAGUUAGUUGAGAAAUUAUUGCAUAUUUUACUAAAAAUGUAUCUUUAGUAGUUUUUUUUUUUUUUUUUUUUCAAUUGUUUUUCUUAAAUGUAUAGUUGCUGACAGUUAUGGUUGGUGGAGGAACAUUGAGCUUUUGAUAUCAGAUGGUUGGGCCAGAGAUGAGAAACAUUAAUCAGAAGGAUAGCUUGUCUUACAAUUGAAGUUACUCUUGUGCAAUUCCAAACUGCUUUGGAUGCUUAUAGGAAGGGUGGCCUGAUUGAACUGAGCACAGCUGUGGAUUCGAAAAGCCACUCGGAUGUCGUCAUUUGAUGUGGAAACAGGAGCGAGAGAGGACAGUCUGCAGGGGGGGGAAGGGCGCAUGACAUUCUUCUGUGGCUAAGCCCACAUUUUUCUCUUUAUUCACAAAUGUCCUCUGCUUACAAAAUACCCUUUAACCCCUUCCUACCUAAACCCCAAAGACAAGCCUGAAAGAUGUCAAAAAACACCCACCAGCAUCCCUAACCUCCUUCAACAUUUGGAGAACUUAUACAAGACUGCAAAAAUUAUUUUUCUGUUUUUUCUUCUGUUUUUUGGAGGGGGCAGGAUUAGAAUCCUUUCCCCCUAAACACUAGGAUGGUUGAUUUCUCAAAAAAAAAAACGAAAUACUCAUUUAAUAUCAGGAUGUUGAUUCUAUUAUUUGGAUUCAAGGAGAUGGGGGCGUAGGUGUACGAGGGAUACUAGUUUAGCUUUGCUGCUUCUGUCAUAGUUUGCAUGAGCAGUACCUGUUAAUACGUUUUAAUCAAGUUUUAGGUUGGUACAUCGACUUUGAAUCCCUCCCAUUGUUCAAUAAUAUUUGUUCCGAUUCUGAUUAUCUCGCUAUUUGGACUUGCUAUUCAAUUUAUUUAAAAGAAAAAUGUAUUAUUCUGUGUGGAUAAGAAUAGAGGAAAACCUGUUAUUUUGUUGUUUUUGCUUUUUCUUUUGCUCUUUUUUUUUUUUUUUUUUGCUUCCGGUGACGACUUUGUGAAAUCUCUUUGCUAAGGCUUAUGUUCAGGUACUGUGGAUAGAAGCGUUUAGAGAGGGAAAGGAGAACGUUUCCCACUCUUGCCUUGGAGUUCAUACCCUUAUUAUUUCCUUAUAGCCUUUCCACUCGACCAUGUCAGGUCAACCAAACCAAAUGUCUGCCCAAGUUCUCCAGCCAUUGUUCUAAAUGUUGCAUGCAGUUGUUUGCGAGGCGUCAUUCUGUAAAUAUGUUACUGCUGAAGUGGUUCCCCUGUGUAGGCAGAAAGGCAAAGUUCAGGUAGAAGUUACGCUCUUGAACACUGGGGGGCGAUACAGGCCUCAUCUGGGGUAGGUGAUGGAAACUUUUGUUCAAAGAGGAAACUGAUUCAAUUGAAGGAUUUUUAGGCAGACACCAUCAAAACGUAACUUUUGACUUUAUUCAUAUAAACGUCCUACCCACUACAUUAGUGCAAUUUUGUGAAUCCUUUUACAUCUAUUUUGAAAAUGUAUCAAGCAUAGACUUAGUUUCAUUUCUGGGAGCUUUUACAUGCAGGUUUGGUAAAGGGAAGCUAGUGUUUGAUUCUUCGGCUUGAUUGACAAUGGAGCACAGAUACUUUCCCUUUUCUUGGUUCCACCCAAGCAAUAGGACAGGAAAUGUGACAUCUUUUCCCAACUUUUUAUUGGAAUUGCGGGGUCUCCUCCCUCUCUCCCCUCUUCAUCCACAAGUGUCCCUGAUCGUUUCUGAAAUCAGUGUUUGUCCUUUUUCUACCAGUGUAUGUACCUGUGAUUUGGGGAAUCUCGGGGUGGGCUUGGGGAGGGAGUACCGAAUAGGUCCUGGGAGUCCUCAGACAGUUGAAGUUCUGUCCCUGUGGAAUUUCUUGAACUGCACUGUCUGGUUCAUGGUCGGAAAAAUUUCGACUUUAUUUCUGUUUCCUGUUUUAAUUCCCAUCGACCAAAUGUUUCCCGUGGCUCUUGAAUUGAUUGGACUGCCUGCUGCAUUGGGGGAAAACACGGGCUUAGCCAGUGUUGGAUGUAAAUGGGUAGUCACUACAAUUUUCAUCUAGCACAUUCAUAUCCUAUAGUUGUUGUCCAGUUAAUUCCAGAAACCGGGACUCCCAGUUGUGUGCAUGUGGAUGAAAGUGUGUGUGAAUGUUUUGACAGGUGAGCGCAUGUGUCAGUGAUGAGACAGGGUUUUCAUGGGUUGGAGAGCAACCGGGACAGAAUGUCUGGGGAUAGAAGGUUUAAAUUAAAAAAAGAAAUUGCCACUGUAUAAAAAAUCAAUUCAAUAUUUCAUUCUCUGUAUCUUUUUUGUUUUUUUGACUUUGAAAAAAAAAGAAUAAAAAAUUUUACUACA
This is a messenger RNA of Osmerus eperlanus (European smelt), 9087 nucleotides long. It is a transcript of the gene polr2a, whose product is annotated as RNA polymerase II subunit A. Bases 237 to 6143 code for a protein of 1968 amino acids. The record is from RefSeq and is a predicted model, not a curated record. Gene Ontology annotation, cellular component: RNA polymerase II, core complex. NCBI's taxonomy places the organism in Eukaryota, Metazoa, Chordata, Actinopteri, Osmeriformes, Osmeridae. Gene Ontology annotation, molecular function: DNA binding. Gene Ontology annotation, biological process: transcription by RNA polymerase II. The transcript is spliced from 29 exons.